AUGGACCUAGCCAUGAGCUGCCGGGCCCUCCAUAUCCUCUGCGACACAUACAAGAAGCAGAUCAUGGCCGCGAUCAGGGACAACAUGGUGGCGCCGUUCUACGAGUACUACUCCUUCCUCGGCAGCAUGUGCAUCCCCGAGUCGAAGAUCAAGCCAUGGGCGGAUAUGGCGCCAGAGGAGCGCGCAGCGCCUCCCGGCAAGUCCGACUUCGCCGUCGACGUCGUGCGGCACCUGCCGCGCGUCGCGGAAUGGUUUAACGGCGCCAUCGUCCCCACCGACGACGUCGACUGCCCCCUCAAGGAGGACGUGUGCGGCGGCGGCGGCGGGGGCCCGUUCUGCGUCGACCCCUGGGGCGCGAGCCCCGAGUCCGGCCCGUCUGGGAGGCACUGGGUGGCCGUUGCUAGGACACACCACAUGCGGGUCUGCUGCGACCUGCUCUUGGACACGAGUACGGGGAUGCUGUCGCAGGGAAGGAGCGCCUUUGGGCGGCGGCUCGAGGUCGAGGCACGCCCUGUGCGCGAGUGCCUCGCGCUCAGGAUGAGGUGGUGUAGGGAGCUCAGGCUGGUCCUCGUCCCGGGGGUUAAUGUCUUCCACCUGGACAAAGGCGGCGGAGGAGAGGAGGGGGCUGCGUCCUUGGAUGCCGCGGCCUUGGAGGAGGUCGGGGCGCCGGUUUGUCCUGAUAUGCAGUUUGACCUGGCUCACGAGGUUGAUAGAAAAUGGGUUCGGCACCUGUACAGGAAGUUUGGCUGGCCCGGCGGAGACUGGGACAAGGAGGAGGGCCUGGAAGCUAUUGAGGAGUACAGGGAAAGAAGGACCGCGGAAUUUGAUGAAAGGAUGGCUGAAUUACGGAGGAGGAGAGAUGAAACGCUGCGGCGACUCGGCCCUGUGGUAGGGACGCUGCAUGGCUUCUAA
Diaporthe batatas is the source of this 912-nucleotide messenger RNA. RefSeq lists its product as uncharacterized. Lineage: Eukaryota; Fungi; Ascomycota; Sordariomycetes; Diaporthales; Diaporthaceae. The transcript has a single exon. Bases 1 to 912 code for a protein of 303 amino acids. The record is from RefSeq and is a predicted model, not a curated record.